Molecule: messenger RNA, 3538 nt
Organism: Mustela erminea (ermine)
Lineage: Eukaryota; Metazoa; Chordata; Mammalia; Carnivora; Mustelidae
Gene: PTPRH
Product: protein tyrosine phosphatase receptor type H
Exons: 18
Coding region: 231-3011 (926 amino acids)
Biological process (GO): protein dephosphorylation
Molecular function (GO): protein tyrosine phosphatase activity; protein binding
Source: RefSeq, a predicted model, not a curated record
CUGGAGGGGAGACCCCAUGGCCGGGGGAGCAGGGGCAUCCAGGCCCAGGACCAGAGCUGAGGCCUGGGGGCGGGGCUGGGAGCCUCCACUUCCUCCUCCUCCCUUCCAGCCCUGGUCUGUGGCCUCAUCGUGCAGCUCAGAAAGGGGAAAUUGUUGCGUUUAAAGUCCAGCAGGUGAAAGGUCGGGGCCAGGGCAUCUGAGUCCAUCGGCAGCGACCAGAGACAGGAGACAUGAAGAGGACCAGAGGGAGCCUUGAGGCCUGGGGGAGCCUGGUGCUGCUGGGCCUGUGCAGCUGGACAGGGUCCUGGGCAACUGUCCCCAAGCCCGUCAGAAACCUGAGCGUGAAGGACCAGACCAACAGUUCCAUCACCCUGGGCUGGACAGAGCCAGAUGGCACGGCCUCUCAGCACUACCUGUACAGGAUCCAAUGGGAGGGUACCGGCACACCUGGGAACAAAAGCACGGACAACACCAGCGUCCUUGUGGACGGACUGCAGCCCGGGUCCUGGUACCAGUUUGCCGUGUGGGUGGAGCUAAAUGGAACCCGCAGCUCCGAGGAGACUUGCAAUGUCAGCACAGCUCCCAACAGGGUCACGGAUCUGCACAAGGAAGCUCAGACCAACAGCUCCAUCACCCUGGGCUGGACAGAGCCAGAUGGCACGGCCUCUCAGCACUACCUGUACAGGAUCCAAUGGGAGGGUACCGGCACACCUGGGAACAAAAGCACGGACAACACCAGCGUCCUUGUGGACGGACUGCAGCCCGGGUCCUGGUACCAGUUUGCCGUGUGGGUGGAGCUAAAUGGAACCCGCAGCUCCGAGGAGACUUGCAAUGUCAGCACGGCUCCCAACAGGGUCACGGAUCUGCACAAGGAAGCUCAGACCAACAGCUCCAUCACCCUGGGCUGGACAGAGCCAGAUGGCACGGCCUCUCAGCACUACCUGUACAGGAUCCAAUGGGAGGGUACCGGCACACCUGGGAACAAAAGCACGGACAACACCAGCGUCCUUGUGGACGGACUGCAGCCCGGGUCCUGGUACCAGUUUGCCGUGUGGGUGGAGCUAAAUGGAACCCGCAGCUCCGAGGAGACUUGCAAUGUCAGCACAGUUCCCAAUGUAGUGACAAGUCUCAGGAUGCAGAACCGGACCAACAGCUCCCUCACCUUGAGCUGGACAGCUCCCAUGGGCCCAGAUCGUCCUUCCUACACCUACUGGGUCUCGUGGGUCACGGAGGGCACUAUGGUCAUUAACACUCAGGAUACCAGGGUCUCUAACACUUCGGAUACGAGGAUCACACUGGAGCAGCUGGAAGCUGGGAGCUUGUACACCUUCACUGUCCAGGCGGAGAGGAAUGGGGUCAGCAGUGACAUCAGGACACUCACAGAAGCCACUGCUCCCAACAGGGUCACGGAUCUGCACAAGGAAGCUCAGACCAAUAGCUCCAUCACCCUGCGAUGGAAGGCCCCCACAGACCCCCACUCUCAGGCAUACAAAUACUGCAUCCAGUGGGCCGCUGGGGGACAUCCCCAAGGAGACCAUGACACCCGAGGACAUCAGGCCAACCAGACACGAGAGACCAAUCACACCUACUAUGAGGUUCAGGCCCUGGAACCCGGGACUCUGUACAACUUCAGCGUGUGGGCAGAGAGGAGCAACGUGGCCAGUUCUGCACAGGGCCUCCUUGAAUCCACAGCCCCAAGCCCGGUCACCAUCACCUCCUGCAUCAGCAUCUCUGGGGGCCACGGGGUCGUCUUGACCUGGUCCUGCCCCCGAGGAGGCUAUGAGGCCUUUGAGUUGCAGGUGGGUGGACAGCAGGACUCUCAGAACAGGUCGUCCUGCGGGAAGAGGGUGUCUGUGUGGGGUCUCUGGCCGGCCCAGUCCUACCCAGCCAUUGUCACGACCAUCUGGGAUGGAAUGAGGGCCCCGUCUGCCUCUGUGACCUGUCGCACCGAGAACUCAGGGGUCAUUGUGGGAGCCAUUGUUGGUGUCACCCUGUUUCUCAUCCCGGUGGGUCUGCUGAUUUUCUUCCUGAAGAAGAGGCACGAGAAGAGCCAGAGGGAACCAGCACCCAGGGGUCUGGUCUUCAGCUUCUCAGAGGACAUCCUGGCGGAAGACUUUGCUGACCAUGUCAGGAAAAAUGAGAAGGACAGCAAUUUUGGCUUUGAGGAGGAGUACCAGCAAUUGGCUCUGGAGACCCACAGCCAGUCUCAAACAGUGGCCUUGGCUCCUGAAAACAGCACCAAGAACCGUUACAGAAACGUGCUCCCCUAUGACUGGUCCCGUGUGCCCCUGAAAGCCAUCCAGGAGGAACCAGGCUCUGACUACAUCAACGCCAGCUUCAUGCCUGGUCUCGAGAACCCCCAGGAGUUCAUCGCAACCCAGGGCCCCCUGCCCCAGACGGUGGGUGACUUCUGGCGCCUGGUGUGGGAGCAGCAGAGCCGCACCCUCGUCAUGCUGACCAACUGUGUGGAAUCUGGCCAAGUGAAGUGUGAACAUUACUGGCCUCUUGACGCCAAGCCCUGCACACAUGGGCACCUCCAAGUGACGCUGGAGGGUGAGGAGGUGCUGGAGGACUGGACAGUCCGAGACCUGACGCUCCAGCACAUGCAAGAGCAGAAAACGCUGCCUGUGCGACAGUUCCAUUACAUGACUUGGCCAGACCAUGGCGUCCCCCACUCCACAGACCCCAUGCUGGCCUUCCGGAAGGUGCUGCGGCAGUGGCUGGACCAGACCUCAGAGGGAGGCCCCCCCAUUGUGCACUGCAGUGCUGGUGUGGGCCGCACAGGUACCCUCAUUGCCCUGGACGUCCUGCUGAGGCAGCUGGACCGGGAUCAACGUGCGGGGCCCUUCAGCUACGUGCAGAAGAUGAGGGAAAGCCGGCCUCUGAUGGUGCAGACUGAGGCCCAGUAUGUCUUCCUGCACCACUGCAUCCUACGGUUUCUCCAGCAGUCAGGCCGAGUCCCAACAGACAAUGGGGUUGCAUAUGAGAACCCGCUGUAUGAGAAUGUCUGAGCCUCAAGAGGGCUGAGAUGCCAGACCGGCUAGACUCGAAGUCUGGACCCCCACUUCAGCCCAGGUUCCUGGAGUCCUGGGACAGCACAGGGCUGGGGUCCCAGACUCUGGGGUCUUGCAGGGGGAGAAGAGGCCUGGCAGCCUAAACUAUUUCCAUGGAGGAUGAAGGACAGGUGGGAGCAGGUAUCCUGGUUAUCCAGGAAUUCAUGUAUCCUGGACUUCCUCUGAGGAAGGACGGAUGGGAGCUAGGAUUUCCUUCUUCUUUGAUGGAGGAGGAGGCUGGGGGCUCAGGCUGCAGGGUCUUUGAGAAAGAAGAUGGAUUCUGAGGAAGGAAGAAAUUAGAGUCUGGAAUUCUAGUGACCCCAGGAGCAAGGGCAGGCAGGAUCCACCCAUGUUUUAUUCCAGAAACCAAAUUAGGCUCCUAGUAUCUGAGAUUUCCCUGCACCCCACUGCUUGUACAUAUUUUCUCUUCUAUCCCAUAAUUUAUUAAAUCACUAUUCUCUCCAGAGACGCUUGCUAUAGUGGAU